AUGCAGCCUGCCCGCGGAGAACAUCGCAAGCAGGGCAAAGCGCUAUGUGUGCCAAUGAACGCUCGGGAGGAGCGCCAGCGUGAGAUAAAGCCGCCACAAGCACUGCUGGCUGGCCAGCCAUGGGUUGAUGAGUACGACUCAUGCGCCCUCAAUACUCUGCCGUUAGGCUGGAAUAUCGAGGAAGUUAGCCAGCAUGGAAGUUCAAGUUGGUCCACGGGCUACAAGCUGAGCUUGGAAAAGGAUGGCGAAGAAAAGGAGUUCUUCCUCAAGGUCGGUCAUCGGCCCCAGCACGCGGAGAUGGCGCUUGGUGAAUACGAGAGUCAAAAAGCAUUAGCUCAGCAUUUGCCAGACAACUCAGUCGUUCCGGUAGCUUUCGGUACAUUCGAGCUGGACCCGACAAAGUCGUUCUUCCUAACAACAUACCGUGAAUUGAAGGAGAAGACGCCGGACCCAGCGGAGCUGAUCAAAGUGUUGGCAAAGCUGCACAUCGGCUCAUCUUCACCGACAGGUAACUUUGGCUUCCAUGUCACCACCUUCAAUGGCCAUGUCCCGCUCCAGAACGAGUGGUGCGACAGUUGGGAGCAAUGGUAUAGUCGUCAACUCCAAUCGGACAUCAAAUGGGAACAGAGCGUCCGAGGAGUGGAUCCCGACUUUAAUGAAGUCGCAGAAGAGUUCUUCGCAAAAGUCAUACCACGUUUGCUGAGACCACUUCAAUCUGGUGGUCGGACUAUCAAGCCUACUCUCGUCCACGGCGACCUAUGGCACGGUAAUGCCCAAGUUGACAUGGACACCAAGCGGGUGAUUUUCUUCGACUCCUGCUGCUGUUAUGCACACAACGAAUGUGAGAAAGCUACAAGUGUCGAAGUGGAGUUGCACAUGAUGAGGCAACCGCGUUAUCGGUUCAACCAAGAAUAUGUGCAGAAAUACAAAGCGGUGAUCCAGCCUUCGGAGCCCGUUGAGGACUUCGAUGAUCGCAAUGCGCUGUAUGCCAUGUAA
Messenger RNA from Alternaria viburni, 996 nucleotides. RefSeq lists its product as uncharacterized. The record is from RefSeq and is a predicted model, not a curated record. The coding region runs from base 1 to 996 and encodes 331 amino acids. NCBI's taxonomy places the organism in Eukaryota, Fungi, Ascomycota, Dothideomycetes, Pleosporales, Pleosporaceae. The transcript has 4 exons.